Molecule: messenger RNA, 1647 nt
Organism: Aureobasidium pullulans EXF-150
Lineage: Eukaryota; Fungi; Ascomycota; Dothideomycetes; Dothideales; Saccotheciaceae
Product: MFS general substrate transporter
Exons: 2
Coding region: 1-1647 (548 amino acids)
Biological process (GO): transmembrane transport
Molecular function (GO): transmembrane transporter activity
Source: RefSeq, a predicted model, not a curated record
AUGACAUACGAAGAUGUCUUUGAAGAGGCUCCCGUACCAGGUACCGUCCACCUAGUGGAUCUGGAAGGAACCAUGCACGCACAGCAUGCUAGAGGUGGGCACCGAGACAUUGUGCUCGUUCCAACCCCCUCGCAAGAUCCUGACGAUCCGCUGAAUUGGUCGCCCAGGAGAAAGACUUUAUCCAUGAUCUGUAUGGGCGUAUACACACUCAUGGUGGGGAUCGCAAGUGCUGCUAUCUACUCAAUUCUGGAGCCCAUCGCCGAAGAGACCAGCUUGACAUUGAACGAACUCAAUAAUGGCACCGGAUACAUGUUCCUUUUCUUCGGCUGGGGCUGUCUGUUUUGGCAACCGCUUGCUUUGCAGUACGGCAAACGACCCGUGUAUCUGUUCAGCAUCCUCGCAACCAUGGGUAUUCAACUCUGGGCACCGUACACUAAGAGCAAUGGCCAGUGGAUUGCCAACAAGAUUCUGCAGGGCUUUUUUGGAGCACCUAUCGAAUCUCUGUGCGAGAUCAGCGUUACGGAUGUUUGGUUCCAGCAUGAAAGAGGAAAGUAUUUGGGUCUCUAUGCACUACUUCUUGCUGGCUCCAAUUUCCUCGCACCAGUGCUUGCUGGGUUCAUCGCAGACGGUCAAGGCUGGCAGUGGGUGCUGUACUGGUGUGCCAUCUUCUGCGGAGCUGGUUUUGUUUUUCUCUUUUUCUUCAUGGAAGAAACGAAUUAUUCCCGACAUUCUGUUAUCGGUGUAGCUCCGAUCGGAGUACGUCCGGAGCAAGCUCCCGUCGCAGCAAAGAUGAACGAGAAAAGCGCACGCCCGGACACCGAUGUGGCAUCCGAGGAUGAUUUGUCUACACCAAUUGGGAGCUCCAAGAGCAAAACCUACCUAGACAAACUCAAGCUGUGGCAAAAGGCCGACCUGCAGAAAGACAAUCACAUUGCUGGCAUGACAGCUAGACCGCUGAUCUUCCUCACCUUUCCAGUGAUUGUAUAUGCAGGCUUCUCUUACGGGAGCAAUCUAAUCUGGUUCAAUGUACUCAACGGCACCGCCUCAUCCAUCCUUGGCAACGCGCCAUAUAACUUUUCGGCCAGCAUGGUUGGCCUCUCAUACAUCUCACCCCUCAUCGGCGUAGCCAUUGGGUCAUUUUAUACCGGAGUCAUUGGUGACAAAAUCGUCCUUGCAAUGGCACGUCGUAACGGAGGCAUCCUCGAAAGUGAACACAGACUCUGGCUGUUCCUGCCAUCUCUCGUACUCAUCCCAGGUGGACUGAUACUGUGGGGAGUUGGAGCGGCGCAACAAGUCAUGUGGUUUGGAUGUGUCUUUGCGAUGGGGGUCAUUGCUUUGACGAACACGAUAGGCAUCCAAUUGAGUAUAUCGUACGCUGUCGACUCGUACAAAGAUCUUGGAGGCGAGGCCAUCGUUACUGUCAUUUUGAUCCGUAACACGAUGAGCUUUGCUAUUGGGUAUGGUAUUACACCCUGGAUCGAUGGCAUGGGCUUGCAAAACGCAUUUAUUCUAGCAGCUUUCGCAGGACUCGCACAGUGUCUUACCUUCUUUGCUAUGGUGAAGUGGGGCAAGGGGCUAAGGAAGCAGAGUGCUACCAAGUAUGCCAAGUACGUUCAGAAGAUGGCAGAAAGCGGUCUUGUGCAUUGA